This is a messenger RNA of Homarus americanus (American lobster), 3199 nucleotides long. RefSeq names its product cell division cycle-associated protein 3-like. The coding region runs from base 146 to 883 and encodes 245 amino acids. The transcript has 6 exons. The record is from RefSeq and is a predicted model, not a curated record. NCBI's taxonomy places the organism in Eukaryota, Metazoa, Arthropoda, Malacostraca, Decapoda, Nephropidae.
GACGUCAGGUAUAUGAAGCUUAACCUUGACGGUGAUUGGUUAAUUUAUUUUGUGACGUCAUAUGUUUACAUUUUCAAAAACCUGCCCUCGCGUGUCUCUGUUUCCUGUGACCAUUUGUCCAGCCCAUUGAGAUUCAGGAGUAACAAUGGGAGGCCUAGCAAGCAAACACAUGGAGGACAUUUUCAAGGCUCCAGGGACUCCCCAAAAUACUCAUGUUUUGCCUGGGGAUCCUCGUUCACCAUCUGAUUACAUAUCGAGGACUCCUAUUGCUGUAACCAACACUCCAGACAGCAGUAAUGAUGGCACGCCACGUCUGAAAGUGCUCGCUAGUGAUCCUCGCUCUCCUAACACAGAUGUGAACCGGACUCCUAUUGUUGUUGAGACCAACACUGAGCGUCGUCGUCCUUUUCAUCUCAAACCUUCCAGACUCGAGCAGCUUGAGUCUGUAUCAAGCACUUCUAAUGGGAGCAAUGACACUGAAAAUGAUCCUAGGUCACCUACAACAAAAGUUCCCAGAACACCUUUGGAUGAAAAAGAACAUGUUUUUGAUACAGAACCCAUUACACAAAAUGACAGUGAAAACAGUGCAGACCAAUAUAGUACUGAAGUUGAAGAGGCAGCAGCCAGUGAAAACAUGGAUGACCAGGAGAAAUCUUUGGUGAAAAAGCUUUUCCCAUGUGGUGGAUCGACAGACAAGAUGCGCCGUCCACUAACUUCAGUGCAGAAUACUGCAUCUAAUAACACACCUCGUGGCCGCCUUCAAGCUAAGCAAUGCAAAAAUGUUGAGGAGGAAUAUAACAAAAGUCAAAAGGUUAUUCUUGAUCAAUUGUCCCAGGAAAAUACUGUUGUAGCUUCCAGCACACAAUUUGUUGAAAGUAUUUGAUAUGUUAAAGUUCUUGAAAUAUAAGAAAUAAUUUUUGUGUGUGUUGCUUUAGGUUGUUAAAUUAUAAUCAUAAGACUAUAAUAGCUUAGCUAAAGAAAGAGUCAAUGCUUUGCCAAUUGAAUUUUUUAAGUCAGUUAUAAUGACAUGGAAGAUUCAAAACAAAGAUUUGGGACCAAGUUAAUACAGUACUACAAAACUUUUUAUACUCUUCAAUAUAUCCCUUGAUUUUCCACGAUUCAUUUUAAUUAUAUAACUCUCUCGGUACCCAGGCAAGUAUCCAUCUAACCUCCAAAAUGAUCAAUUCAAGUCUACCACAGAUAUGUUUAUAGUGUAGAGAAUUUUUUUGUGGUGGUUAAAUACAAGAGGAUAAAUGACAAGUGCCAUGCAGAUUCAGUUUGCAAAAAAAAAAAAAAAAAAAAAAAUUAAUAUGUACAUAUACGGUUUUCUCUCCCACUUGGUAAAGCAAAAUAGUUUAAUUUUGUUAUACAGUAGUACAGUAUAUAAUUUUUUCAUGGCUGACAUAGUAGCAUCUGAUAUAAUAUUUCAAAUUUUGUCUGUUGUGAUCAUUGUGUUUGUGUUUGCUAUUGAAUGACUUGGUUAAGUGUGAAAUUUGUAUACAGUACAGUAUACUGUCCACACUUAUGCAGUAUUACAUGCUGGAAAGAUUAUUUCUGUUCUUUGUUUUGUGUAGUUUCUCAAGUUUAACUAUCAGUAUGUUUACUUGUAUAGCCAUGCAUAUAGACCUGUAUUAGACACUCGACACUGACCAUAUAAUUUUUGUUUGCCAUUCUCGGGUUUAAUUCAUGGGAGCCAAAAGAUGUGCAGUUAGAUUAUGGAUCAACAUGUGGGAUUGUGAUAUAGUGUGAUACACUUCAUACUAUCCAAGGUGGUCAUUUGAUGGUCAUGUAAUUUAGAUGAAUGAAACAGAUAGAGAUGGAAAAUAUUGAAAUGCUGUAGGCAUUUUCCUGUUAAGUAUCCUGAUUUUACCCGACUCAAAUUGCUUAUUGAACUUUGCGUUUUCCUUUUGUUGACUUUUUAGUGGAUAAUCUUAUAAUCACAUGCUUUUUUUGUUUUAAUCAAACUAAUCUUAGCCUAAUUAACCAGGUUUGUUUGAAAGUGACUACUAAUGUGUUAAAAUUAACAUGAACAUUCUCCAUUGCAAUCCAGUCACAAUUUAUUUGAUCAGAAUAUAAGUUCUGACCCUAUCUAACUUAAGUUAGUUAUGACUUACUGAUUGUUAAUAGGAUUGUGAGUUAGGCUUGUGAGUGCUGAAGUAAUAACCGUAGUCAUUUACUUGAACAUCCCCCCCCCCCCCAUAAAAAAAAUUAUGCUGUGGUAAAUAUUUUUUUUUUAUGGUUGUCACUUUUAAAUUAUUAGACCAACAAUAACAAACUUGGAUAGCAUACACUCUGCAUCAGAAUAUUGGACUUGGGUCCAUACAGCACUGUACUUCUAUUGGACUCCAUUUAUCCUUUACACUAUAAGCUCCUCAUGGAUGAUGGCAUAUGCAAAAUGCUUGUAGACAUUUUGUGUCACAUAUUACUGUACAUGUAGUUGCUGUGAAAGGGUACUGCAGUUAUUUUGCAUUUAAGGGUCAGGGGACAAUAACUAGUACUGCUUUGCAUUUUGCCAGAGUUGACUCCGUAAUGAGGAACCGUGUAAAAUUACAAAAAUGAUAGCCUUUUGUUUAUCAUCGGAAUUUUUUCUUUGGUGUAUUAAAGGAGCUCCUUGUCUUCAAGCCACUCUUCUCAGCCAGGCUAUCAGUUUAAUGGACUCUUUCUUCAACUCACAAAUCACGAAGAUUAUGAGGUGAUCUGAUAGCUUCAUUACUUUCAUCCCCCUCAUAAAAAUACAGUAUGACUAAACUAAUUUUGUUUUGUUUUUCUUGUAAGAAUAAUGUAAAAGGUUCUUUUUAAAAUAAUAUUUUGAUUCACAUAUUUGACUCAUCUUAAUUAACUCUGGAUCUGUCCCCAUUUUAAUAUUGUAUAUACAACUCAGUCAUAAAUAAUGGAACAUUAAAUGUCUACAAUAUAUUGGAUUCUAUUUUACAUUCAUGUAUGACAGAAAAAUGGAAGGCUAUAUUAGAGAUGUUGUAUAAUAGUCCUUUUGUAUUACCAGGUUGUUCCACACUUUAAUCCGAUGUACAGGUCAUCAUAAAAUCUCGUCAACUUAUUUUACCCUUUCUUGAUUAUUUAAUUUUUUACUUUUUUUCGUGAUGUAUUGACACGUGUAUUCUUUUAAGCCUACAGUGGUGUCAGUUUUAUACUGGAUUGUAUUGUUUUUGUUGGUAUUAUCCAAUACAAUAAUUUACUCAAA